AUGGCCCUGCUCUCCACACUGAGCCAAUCCGAACGACAGUCGGUAUUGAAGCCCCUGUUGUCCUCCGGCUGGGCUAUGACGCAAGGCAGGGACGCUAUCCAGAAAAACUACCAGUUUGCUGACUUUAACGAAGCGUUUGGAUUCAUGACACGCGUUGCCCUCAAGGCAGACAAGAUGGACCAUCAUCCUGAGUGGUUUAAUGCAAGUUGUAUAUCUGUGUACAACCGUGUUGAAAUUACCUUAUCGACGCAUGAUUGCCAGGGCCUGUCGAAUCGUGAUAUCGAACUUGCCAAAUUUUGCGACACACUCCAUCAAGAAUGA
Molecule: messenger RNA, 321 nt
Organism: Zychaea mexicana
Lineage: Eukaryota; Fungi; Mucoromycota; Mucoromycetes; Mucorales; Lichtheimiaceae
Product: transcriptional coactivator/pterin dehydratase
Exons: 2
Coding region: 1-321 (106 amino acids)
Biological process (GO): tetrahydrobiopterin biosynthetic process
Molecular function (GO): 4-alpha-hydroxytetrahydrobiopterin dehydratase activity
Source: RefSeq, a predicted model, not a curated record